Molecule: messenger RNA, 918 nt
Organism: Pocillopora damicornis (cauliflower coral)
Lineage: Eukaryota; Metazoa; Cnidaria; Anthozoa; Scleractinia; Pocilloporidae
Source: RefSeq, a predicted model, not a curated record
AUGUUUAAUCGCAGUGGGUGCACAAAUGCAGUUUUAGAUUUUAUUAAUUCAAAUCUGAUCAGAGGAGUGAACUUCAUGAAGGAAAAACCCUGCAAAGUAAAAAUUCUCCAAAACUUGAACAUUUUCCUGAAGAGGUUGGACUAUGUAGUCGUCUCUCCUCUUACCAAGGAAACUCUGGAAGAAAUAAAAAGACUUAAAAAACACAUCCUUAACAAUUGUCUAUCGGGAAUACCUCCAGGGUUCGGAACAGAGCGGAAUGAACAGCUGCACAAGCUGCUAAACAGAUCCUUGUUGUCAGGAGCAACAAGAAUCAACGUGGAAUUAGUUGUAGCGAUUCUCGCUGUGCUUUUCUAUCACCACAAUAGUCGGACUUUACUAACAAAGCAUAAAUGCAAUCCAAGAGUAGGAUGCGCUCUGCCGAUUGAGGAAGCACUGGAGUAUCACACUUUACAAGAGGACGGCCUCAUUUCGGAUGUAAACUCCAGCAAUUAUCAGCAAGAUACCACCGUUGUUGCAGGGGAAAUUGAGGAUGUGCACACGGAAUUUGUAUCUAGGAGAAAUUUUGGCCUGGAAAUAGAAGAAGUAGUCGCCGACGGAGACUGUGCCUUUAGAAACUUAGUGAAGCAAAUUUAUAAACUUAUUGCAGGAAAUACACUAUUCAAAGAACAUUUGGAGAGCAUCAGUUUGUUGAAGACUGAAGAGAAAGACACUUAUCACUUGGGGCAACUUUUUGUUGACGAGGUCUUAAGUGGAGAAGAAGAACUUGAACUACCUAAAGAAGAUGAUGUUGAAACCCUUCAGGAAAAAGCGGAGGAAUUUCAAUCACCAGGAGUUUACGACAAGAUGCGUGGGGAUUUGGUCAUGAAGACAUCCGCACAAAUACUACAAUUGCCAACAAUGAUGGACGAAGCUCAAUAA